Molecule: messenger RNA, 1543 nt
Organism: Fopius arisanus
Lineage: Eukaryota; Metazoa; Arthropoda; Insecta; Hymenoptera; Braconidae
Exons: 6
Coding region: 118-1014 (298 amino acids)
Biological process (GO): detection of chemical stimulus involved in sensory perception of smell; sensory perception of smell
Cellular component (GO): plasma membrane
Molecular function (GO): olfactory receptor activity; odorant binding
Source: RefSeq, a predicted model, not a curated record
UUCAGUCAUGGAUCCAAUGAAUGUUUAACAUCUCUUCUCUGUUCUCCUUAUUUUUUUCGCUCGAUUUCGGAAGAAACUUUAUUUUUUCCACAACACAGUGUGGCAAAUUCAUGAGAAAUGGACGCGAGCUCAGAGGCUGAAUUUGAGAAAGUGAAAUGCCUGCUCGAUCGGAUAAGUUGGCCGAUGACACUCUUGGGGAUUUGGCCGAAGAACCUGACACGAUCAGGACAAUUAAAAUUCACCAUCUUCAUUACAUAUUUCACUAUUCAUCUCUCCAUGCAGUUGUUGGAUCUGGCGAAUGUCGUGGGACAUUUGGAGCUAGUGGUAGUGAAUCUGACGGAGACAUCAUUUCAGACUAUGGCAAUGUUUAGAAUUCUUAUAACGCGACUCGGCAAAACCACAUGUCGGUUAAUAGAUGCUAUUCAGGAAGAUCUGUCGAUUGAAAAAUUUCAUGACCCACAGGAGAUUAGAAUUCUAUUCAACUACACAAAAAUAACGGAUAAAUUCUACCGGCUGGGAGUCAGAUUUGCAGCAUUCAGUGCUUUCAUGUACUAUGUGACACCAUUGCAGACAUAUUUUAUAGCAAAAAUGACAAAUGGAACGGCAAUUCUGGUGAAUCCUUAUCGGAUUUAUCAUUUCAUUGAUCUGUCACCCAUCGAGAGAACUGCAGUUGUCUACGCCUUCCAAUUUCCGAUUAUGUACACCGGUGUAUUUUUCGUGGCAUCUUACAGCGUUUUGUUGGGAUUCGUCACGAAUUUCUGCGCCCACCUAGCCAUUCUCAAUCACAGAAUGACAACGAUGAAGGAUAAAAAUGCUGAUCACCGCGUUGUUUUUCGUCGACACACCCAGCAGCAUAUAAAAAUUCUGAUAAUGGCGCAAUGGCUCAAUGAUGCUUAUCAUGUGGCACUUCUGUACGAGCUCCUCACUACGACUAUUUUGUUAGGACUCAUCGUCUACCAAUUUUUAUUGGUAAUAUCUGUACUCAAAAACACCAUGUCGAUAGCGAAGUGGUGAAACGAGAUAAGUCGAUUUUAUUUCCGAAAUUUUGAUAAUUUCUUCUUACAAUUUCACUACUGAGUAAUCGUCUAAUAAUCUGCAGGUGCAUCCCCUUGUUGAAAUCUCCUGGUGUCUUUUAAACAUUUCAGAAUAUUGAUGAUGCUGAUGCCUUCGGUGUAUUCGGAUUAGCAGCGUACAUUCUAUCUAUGACAAUAUUAGUAUACGUUAAUUGUUUCAUGGGGGAGUGUUUGAAUACUGAGUGUAACGCACUUCUAAAUGCGUACUAUCAGUGUAAUUGGUACGAGAUGUCACCUUUCUACAAGAAAGCAUUGAUCAUAUGCAUGGAAACAACUCAAGAGCCAAUUCGAUUAACAGCAGGAAGGUUCUAUGUAUUUUCAUUAGAAGGUUUUACGCAGAUAAUGAAAUCAUCGAUGGUGUACGUAUCAAUGCUGCGGAAAAUGAUUUAAUGUCAAGCUCACGAGAUCCGGUGGUCAGAAAAGUAUUUUCAUCCCCCGACGUAUGAAAAAAAAAGACAUUCAACUCUUGA